This is a messenger RNA of Annulohypoxylon maeteangense, 1286 nucleotides long. RefSeq lists its product as uncharacterized. Gene Ontology annotation, molecular function: translation initiation factor activity; ribosome binding. Gene Ontology annotation, biological process: mitochondrial translational initiation; ribosome disassembly. The transcript has a single exon. Gene Ontology annotation, cellular component: mitochondrion. NCBI's taxonomy places the organism in Eukaryota, Fungi, Ascomycota, Sordariomycetes, Xylariales, Hypoxylaceae. The record is from RefSeq and is a predicted model, not a curated record. The coding region runs from base 153 to 1022 and encodes 289 amino acids.
UUGCAAAAUAGCGAAUCUUCAACAACGUCACUUUCAGCCUCAAUACCACCAUUGGCUGAGGUUCCCUUACAUAGAAUUCCCGUAGUACUCUAGCUACGACUACCUCUUCGAGAAUUCGAACGAAAAAAAGGAACAAGACCGCACCACCCAAGAUGGCGCAUCCCCGCUGUCUCCUCCAAUCCUCCCCAGCACGAGCCCUCCACAGAGUCCUCGUCUCAGACCUAUCCACCACGACGUCCUCACCAAGCCGACAAACAACAGCCACCUACCUCCUCCCACCACGGCUCCUAUCCUCUUACACCCUCCUCUCCCCCCGCCGGCAAACCCACCCCCCACCAAAUCCAUCGCAAACCCGACCCCUCAGCACCACCCCCGCCCUCCAGCGCAUCCUAAGCUUCGGCCAGCGUCUCACCAACAGCAACAUCCCCUACCGGUGGGUGCGCAUCGCCGAAGACGGCGUGCUCUCCGAGCCCAAGCUACUAAACCGCGUUCUCGCGACGCUGGACCCCAAAACGCACACCCUAGUAAUGGUCGCGCCGCCACCCGAACGCGAACCAAGCGACUCCGAAUCCGCGGACUUCGAAGAAGAAAACCCCAUCACCAUCCCCGCAGCCGUAUGCCGGAUCGUCGACAACGCCGCCGCAGCCGCCGCCGCCGCAGAAAUCGAAGCCGCAGCGCGCCGGCGAGCGCUGGACACGAAGGAGCUGGAGUUAAGCUGGAGCAUAACGCCGCACGACCUCUCGCACAAGCUGAAGAAGAUGCGAGGGUUUCUGUCGAAAGGGUUGUCUGUCGAGGUCAUCCUCGCGAAGAAGCGGGGGGGCCGAGCCGCGACGAAGGAGGAGGCGAUGGCGGUUCUGGAUACGAUACGGGAGAACGUGGAGCAGGUUGAUGGGGCGAAGGAGACCAGGAAGAUGGAUGGGUCGCUGGGGGGUGUGGCUAAGUUGUUCUUCGCGGGGCCGAGUGAGAAGAAGAGGAAGAGGAAGAAGCAGCCGGUGGAGGAGGAGGAGUUAGUGGAGGAUUGAGGAGUCCGUUUGGUUGUUGGGACUACUAGAAUAAUUCGCAAACUGCGUCGGCGAUGAUAUAGUUGAAGAUGGGGGCAGCUCCGUUUUGUGGGCUGGCAGCAUUGGGUGUAUAGAAAGCCUUGACGGUGUAUAUACUUGCAUCUAGAAGCCGUCCUACAGUUAAGCAACCGUCUAGACUUAGAAUUAGGAAACAACAUACAAGUCGAAUAGGAGCACGUAACGUAAGAAGUCAACUAUUUCAUGCGCUUUAUAUAUAUCAAUACC